Molecule: messenger RNA, 1354 nt
Organism: Olea europaea var. sylvestris
Lineage: Eukaryota; Viridiplantae; Streptophyta; Magnoliopsida; Lamiales; Oleaceae
Product: probable transcription factor KAN4
Exons: 7
Coding region: 278-1177 (299 amino acids)
Biological process (GO): abaxial cell fate specification; regulation of DNA-templated transcription
Cellular component (GO): nucleus
Molecular function (GO): transcription cis-regulatory region binding
Source: RefSeq, a predicted model, not a curated record
UUGGAUACCUCCAUUAUAUGUCUGUACCUAUUUUUCUCAUUCCCCAUUACAAUGAUAAAGAAAUCUCCCCCAACCCCCAGUGGAGAAAUCUGUAAUUCUUCUGUGUACUGAAAUACAGAACUUUUUCCACCCCUAGAAACACUCCUUUUACUUCCUCCUUUCCCAUAGCAUUAUUUAUCUGCAAGUAUUUGUAGUUUCUGCAAUUCCUUUCAAUUUUCAAUCCUCGAGGUGUCCUACAAGAAAAAGCCUAUUCCUCCCCUUCUCUUUUUAGAUAACCAUGCAAAUCAUAAGCUCAAAUCAGAUGAUCAAAAGAGCGGCUUCAACGAUGCCUGAUCUGUCAUUACAGAUCAGUCCACCCUGGAUGUCGAAUUCCCCGAGAUCUACGACUCGUUCUGCUAGCAGUGAAAGCGAUCCAAGCCAAGAAAAUGAGUUUUUUCACCCGGAAAGGAGUUCCAGAAAUCCAUAUGUUAAGCCCAAUUUGAGCCUAGGGUUUAGCCCUAUACCAAGACAGUUUCAACAUUACCAGCCGCAAAUAUAUGGGCGUGAUUUUAAGAAAAGUUGCAGAAUGAUGAAUGGGAUGAUAAAAAGAAGUGUUAGGGCUCCCAGAAUGAGAUGGACCUCGACCCUCCAUGCUCAUUUUGUUCACGCAGUUCAGCUCCUCGGUGGCCAUGAAAGAGCAACACCUAAGUCAGUUCAAGAGUUGAUGAAUGUCAAGGACUUAACCCUAGCUCAUGUGAAGAGUCACUUGCAGAUGUACAGAACAGUGAAGAGCACUGACAAAAGAGCAGGUGAAGGGCAAGCAGAAAUGGGACUGAAACACAAGGCAAGGAUUGAAAAUGAGGGAGGACUAAUUUUUGAUAAGGAUAUAACUAGCAGUUGUCACUCAAUAUUCCCAUUACAACCACCAACUUCAUCAUUACCUUCAACUACAUUACAAAAUGCACAGAGGACUAUCUACCGCAGCAAGGUUUCAUGGGCAUCCUCAUCGCCUGAAGAAUAUGCAUGGAGCCUCUCAAGUCAAGAAAAUGCCUCAACAUUUUUUCGUCACGUAUUAAAUGUUACCAAGGUGGAUGGACUUGAGGAAGCCCACGACAUGUCAAAAAAGGAUAAGCUAGACAGUUCAAGUAGCUCAUCAUCUUCUUCUGCUUGUUUCCUUAAUCUUGAGUUUACACUAUGAAGCCCAAGCUAGCAAUCUUGAGUUUACACUAUGAAGCCCAAGCUAGCAAAUGAACUACUCGAAAUCCUUCAUUCUCAAGUGCUAGAAUGCGUUGGAUUAAUGUUUGGGAGAUUCCCAUGAAAAUGUUUAGAAGAUUUCCCUUCACUAAAUAAAAUAUUCUUUUCAAGAGUUUUUUAA